AUGGGCAAAAAGAGAAAGGCCUCCGGCCGUAAUACCGACCCCAAAGGACCGCGGGAUUUUGAUCCCAAGGAUUCCCGCCUCGGCCCCAUUAGCACAUAUGAAGAUGUCGCCAAUUCAGAAGACGAACACUUUCUCAACCAAGACACUAUAAUGCUCGACGAUGAGCCUGGCAGUAAGCGUCGCCGCCAAGAUGACGACAUGGAGCUUUCCGACGAAGAAAUUCUCGGCUACCAAGAUACUGAGUCCGAGGCCGAAUCAGACGAUGCUGCCCCCGUGUCUGGGAAGAAGGCUUCCUCAGCCUCCGCGAAGAAGGCUGCCGACGACGAAGACGAUGAUGAGGAAGGGGGUGAUGGAGAUGCAGGAUGGUGGGGCUCAUCCAGAAAAGAAUACUACGAUGCCGACCGAAUUGAGACGGAGGCCGAUGCCCAAGAAGAAGAGGUCGAAGCAAAGCGCAUUCAGAAGAAGAAGCUAGCCAAGAUGCAGGAAGAAGACUUUGUCUUCGACGGCGAUGAAUGGCUAGCGGCUGAUGGCGAUGCAGAGGAUGACGAAGACACUGUCACUGAAGUUCUCAAGGAAAUCGAAGUAACUGACGAUAUGACGCCCAAAGACCGAUACCAGCUACUUGUUUCAAGAUACCCAGAGUUUGAAUACCUUGUCACCGAAUUCGAAGCCCUACAGCCAACGCUGGUCACGCUCAAGGCUGCUGCCAAGACAACAUCACCCCAAUCGCUCGAGUCUGUCAAAUACUGGGUUCUUGGAUGUUACGUCGCUGCCCUGGCAAGCUACUUUGCUAUUCUUGCAGCACCGGCUCGAGACACCGGAAAAGUCCAGAAACCAGCCGACCCAUCUGAACUGCGCGAUCACGAAGUCAUGGAAACACUUGUACAAUGUCGCAGUGCGUGGACCAAGGUUCAGAACCUGCAGUCUGUACAAGUCGUUGCCGAAAAUGACGAUGACAGCAUCGAUGAUACCGCCGCUGCCGAGGAUAUUGCCAUCGAGAAGCGCAGUAAGAAGAAGUCAGCCAAGGACAAGGCUGAUGCAGCCAAGAAGAAGGCCAAGUUGGCCAAAGCCAAGGAGAUCGAAGCAUCCGUUGCUGAUCUAUACAACCUGCCGCUGUCCAGUGGCAAGCUGAAUAAACCAUCGAGGACAGUUGGUCCCGCAACGGAUGACAAUUCCGACUUUGGCGAAGAGGAUGCCCUUGAUGCCCGCACUGCCGCCGACAAGGCUGCUCGCAAGAAGACUCUCAAGUUCUACACAUCUCAAAUUGCCCAGAAGGCGAACCGCAGAGCUGGUGCUGGCCGUGACGCUGGUGGUGACGAAGAUAUUCCUCACCGCGAGCGUUUCCGUGAUCGUCAAGCGAGACUGCUCGCCACAGCCAAGAAGCGUGGUGAGCGAGACUCCAAACACGGCGCCGACCUGGACGAUGACAGCGACGACGACCAGGAUGCCACGGCGAAGGCGGUCCGCGGCGAAGAAGACGAGUACUACGACAUGGUUGCCCAGAAGGCCAAGGAAAAGAAGGAAGACAAAGCCGCCCGCUACGCCGCCUACGCGGCCGCCAGCAAGGCCGACCGCGUGGUCGAGACGGAGCAGAUUGGCGAGGAUGGCAAGCGCAAGAUCAACUACGCCAUUGAGAAGAACAAGGGCCUGACGCCAAGGAGGAAGAAGGACGUGCGCAACCCGAGAGUCAAGAAGAGGAAGCAGUACGAGGCCAAGCAGAAGAAGCUGAAGAGUAUGAAGCCUGUCUGGCAAGGCGGCGAGCCCAAGGGCGGAUACCAAGGAGAACGGUCGGGUAUCAAUAUUGGUGUUGUCAAGAGUACAAGAUUAUAA
Molecule: messenger RNA, 1830 nt
Organism: Cordyceps militaris CM01
Lineage: Eukaryota; Fungi; Ascomycota; Sordariomycetes; Hypocreales; Cordycipitaceae
Product: Sas10/Utp3 family protein
Exons: 1
Coding region: 1-1830 (609 amino acids)
Biological process (GO): maturation of SSU-rRNA from tricistronic rRNA transcript (SSU-rRNA, 5.8S rRNA, LSU-rRNA)
Cellular component (GO): small-subunit processome; nucleolus
Source: RefSeq, a predicted model, not a curated record